AUGAAUUCUCAGACAGAGGAGGUAGAAAAUACUUGUAGAUCAGAAGAUGGUAAAGAUACACAAAGUCAAGGAGGAAGGACUGACAAAGCUGAAGCUCAAUUGCAUGUAUAUGGACAGUUGGAGUGUGAACGAAGCAAUAGGAAUUUUGUUCAAAUUGAAGCUGAUGAAUCAGAUCAUUGGUGGCAGAAAAGUCUUAAUUUGAAAUUUUCGGACCUUAACUGUAUUGUUCAAGGGUUUAUGUUACAAGAUACCAUUAUAAAUGCUGCUCAAAGCAUCUUGAAGAAGCAAUUUCCUUUCAAAGGAGGAUUUCAGAGCACUUUAAAUGGUCAGAGACAAAGGAAAUUAUUUGAUACUCUUCCAUUUGAUUCACACUCUAUACAAAUAUUACAUACAGGUAAUUAUCAUUGGAUAUGUGUGGAAAUAGCUCAAAAGGAAGUGAAAGUGAUGGAUAGCUUAGGUGAAUCGUUGGAUUUGAAUGAUCACACUUUAAUUCAAAUAGCAAGCUUAGUGAAAUCCGAGAUGACCUCUAUAAUUAUACAACAAGUUUCAACCCAGCAACAAUUAGGUGUUCGUGACUGUGGGCUCUUUGCAAUAGCCUAUUCGCUAGAAAUAUGUCUUGGAAGUCGCACUUUACAUCAAAGAUUUGACCAAAAUAGAAUGCGCCAUCAUUUAAUUGAGUGUUUAGAAAACCACCAUUUUACUCCUUUUCCAAAAACAACUGCACAUGUUUCAUUUUCUCAUAAGAAAACAAUCAAAGUGGAUGUGUAUUGUAUUUGUCGUCUUCCUGAUAUAUAUGAUGAAGAGAUGAUCCAAUGCGAUUCUUACUGUGAAUGGUAUCACAAGAAGUGCAUUGAAGUUCAUGAUAUUGGUGAUGAAUGGGCUUGUCUUAACUGUGACUCUAAAGUGUAAGAUUUCGAGUUUUAUUGUGUUCAUUAACUAUUCAAAAGUUAUUAAAAUAAAU
This is a messenger RNA of Amphimedon queenslandica, 961 nucleotides long. RefSeq lists its product as uncharacterized. The transcript has 5 exons. NCBI's taxonomy places the organism in Eukaryota, Metazoa, Porifera, Demospongiae, Haplosclerida, Niphatidae. Bases 1 to 909 code for a protein of 302 amino acids. The record is from RefSeq and is a predicted model, not a curated record.